Messenger RNA from Periconia digitata, 397 nucleotides. NCBI's taxonomy places the organism in Eukaryota, Fungi, Ascomycota, Dothideomycetes, Pleosporales, Periconiaceae. The record is from the annotation of a GenBank genome assembly.
UUGCAGUGUUCAUGUAAGGAGCCGUUGAUUGUUUGACCGUACCACAGCUGUGUCACCAAAACAUAUUGGGCCUUUCCAACUUCGUAUGUGCUCAUACAUCCAGGGCCGCUGCACUCAGCUCAGUAUUAUAUCCCCCUGUUGUGUUCCCCUUCAACGAGCCGAGAUGAGCUCUCGACUGCUUGGUCCAGGAAUCGGCGCCGGCGGGCUCGAGAAGCAGGAGGACGUGGUGGCUCGAGCAGGUCUUCGUUCGGUCAGCGGAAGGGACGACGGCGGGCUUCGCAGCUUGAGGGUGGCAUGAAUGGCAUGUCUCUACGUUAUAAACGUACCUAUCGCUAUGCGUUGGACCGCAUCUCGAAGUUGCUCGAUGACUGUUAAGCGGUUUGAGACGCUGAGACGC